ACAAAAAUUUUAUGUUGAAGUUUUUCUGCAUGCAAUAAUUGGCAACAUUGUUUGGUAAUUUGAAAUAUAUGAUGGCCACAUCUUUACAGUUCCUCCAGAGGUCGGAUUGAAAUAAUACAAUUUUUUUGCAAGAUCUUUCACAUCUUUUUUCAACAUAUAUCCAUAAAAGAUCCUUGUUUGAAUAUGUUGCGUCGUGUGGGUGAAGAAGUAGAUAUUCUUACCUGCCCUUAUAACCUAUCGCAUCAGAUAUUGCGUUGCCGUUUUCAAGUUCAUCUAGUUCGUUGUCGAAAAUCGCAUCCAGACGCCAAAAAGGUUGUGUGUCCCUUCAACGUGACACACCGGGUGAAUGAACAAGAGUUGGAUUGGCACGUAAGCACCUGUUCAAAUCGUCAGUCAUUUGAAGUUUUUAAAAGUAAUGACUCGCAUGCAUCUGGAUCAUCAAUGUCCACUACCUUUAAUGACAAUGGAACAGAAGCAAAUUCAACUUGGCAAACUGCAAAUACUUCUUUUGAACUGGAAACAUCCCAAAAUUGGGACGAUCUGCCAAGUGUACCAUCAUAUGAUCCUAAAGCAUAUGCUGAAAAAGCAAAUGUAUUACGACAACCUGUUGGAAUGAAACCAUCAGAAAGAGUUGCAUUUCGUAAUGCUGAACGCAAACGAUUGCAAAACUUAUAAUUUCUUUAGAGGAAGUGCAUUAUUUACAUAAGACAUAAUUUCAACAAACAUUUGAUUUCGUUUUGAAUUACCUGUAUUAUAUUUGGAAUUUUUGAGCUUUAACUUAAUAAACCUACCUACAAAUACA
Molecule: messenger RNA, 802 nt
Organism: Bactrocera tryoni
Lineage: Eukaryota; Metazoa; Arthropoda; Insecta; Diptera; Tephritidae
Product: gametocyte-specific factor 1 homolog
Exons: 2
Coding region: 184-675 (163 amino acids)
Source: RefSeq, a predicted model, not a curated record